Messenger RNA from Alligator sinensis (Chinese alligator), 5263 nucleotides. It is a transcript of the gene ELL2, whose product is annotated as elongation factor for RNA polymerase II 2. Gene Ontology annotation, biological process: snRNA transcription by RNA polymerase II; positive regulation of transcription elongation by RNA polymerase II; transcription elongation by RNA polymerase II. The transcript has 12 exons. Gene Ontology annotation, cellular component: transcription elongation factor complex. Gene Ontology annotation, molecular function: cis-regulatory region sequence-specific DNA binding. NCBI's taxonomy places the organism in Eukaryota, Metazoa, Chordata, Crocodylia, Alligatoridae. The coding region runs from base 341 to 1885 and encodes 514 amino acids. The record is from RefSeq and is a predicted model, not a curated record.
ACUGUUAGAUGCAGCUUAAGUUCCAUCAUCAUGAAAGUUUUUCGUUGGACAGGUUUUUGGCUGUGUGCAGUGUUACCAGCUUUCGCAAAUAGAACUUAUUUCUUCCCGACCCUCAAUUCAGUUUCAAGGGCUCCAAGGGCUUGUCAAAAUUCCCAAAGCUGAUCUCCCAAAUGAAGUGCAUAACUUUAACUUCUACUUGUCAAACGUUGGCAAAGAUAAUCCUCAGGGAAGCUUUGACUGUGUCCAGCAAACGGUCACAAGUUCUGGAGCUUCGCAGCUCAAUUGCUUGGGAUUUAUUCAAGAUAAAAUUACAGUGUGUGCAACAAAUGACUCCUAUCAGAUGACAAGAGAACGCAUGACCCAGGCAGAAGAGGAAUCACGUAAUCGAAGUACAAAGGUCAUAAAACCUGGUGGUCCAUUUGUAGGUAAAAGAGUACAGAUUCGAAAAGCACCACAGAGUAUUUUAGAUGCUGCUCCUGAAAGGAAGAGGUCAACCCCCAUGAACCCUGCAAAUACAAUACGAAAAACUCAUGUAAACAACACUGUUUCUCAGCGACCGUAUAGGGACAGGGUGAUUCAUUUACUGGCACUGAAAACCUACAAGAAACCAGAGCUACUUGCUCGCUUACAAAGAGAUGGUGUGAAUCAAAAAGACAAGAACUCCCUUGCAGCUAUACUUCAACAGGUAGCCAACUUGAAUCCCAAGGACAACUCUUACACUCUGAAGGAUUAUGUAUUUAAAGAGAUUCAAAAAGACUGGCCUGGAUACAAUGAAAUAGAUAAACAGUCAUUGGAAUUAAUACUUUCUAGAAAACUAAAUUCAUCUCAGAAUGCCACCAGCACCAGUCAUUUGGAAUCUCCUCUAAGUUCUGUUAAAGAUGCUACAUCAGCUUCUCCUUCCCAGAAACGGCUUUUGGAUUCCGAUUUUAUUGAUCCUUUAAUGCCUAAAAAACCAAGGAUAUCUCACCUUACCAACAGAGUUCAACCCACCUUAAAUGGUCACUUGACUGCUUCCAAUGAGAAACCUGCUGCAGCUCCACCACCACCACCUCCCCCUGCAGCUGCUGCCACCCCAGCCCCUCCGCCACUUCCUUCAACUCACCUUCAUGUUUCAAAUCCUCCUCAGACUGUAAACUCUAACUCCAAUUCCCCUAGCACUCCUGAAGGCCGGGGCACUCAAGACCUGCCUGUUGACAGUUUUAGUCAGAAUGGCAGCAGCAUCUAUGAGGACCAGCAAGAAAAAUAUACCUCUAGGACUCCUUUGGAAAUGCCAGCAUCCACUGCAGUUCAGUUGGAGUGCCCAAAGUCCACGGAUGAGAAACAUUCCGUGUCUCACAAAAAAUCCAAAAAGAAGUCAAAAAAGCAUAAGGAGAAGGACCAAAUCAAAAAACAUGACACUGUGUGUGUGGAAGAAAAGGAGAAAGACCUUAAGAAAGAGGAAAUUGCCAAGCUGAAAAAUUCUUCCGCUUUGGAUUCAAGUGAAGGAGUUAAAGAGACCUGCACUGCCUCCACAGAUCCUUCAUCAAAAAGUGAACUACCAGACUACUCUAUAAAAUAUAUAGCUAUUGUCUCAUAUGAGCAACGCCAGAGUUACAAAGAUGACUUCAAUGCAGAGUAUGAUGAAUACAGAAGCUUACAUGCCAGGAUGGAGAAUGUAACCAGAAGAUUUAUGAAACUUGAUGCACAACGUAAGCUUCUUUCUCCGGGAUCCAAGGAAUAUCAGGUCCUUCAUGAGGAAGUCCUAGAAGAAUAUCGGAAGAUCAAACAGUCUAGUCCCAACUACCAUGAAGAAAAGUACAGAUGUGAAUAUCUUCAUAACAAGCUGGCUCAUAUCAAAAGACUAAUAGGUGAAUUUGACCAACAACAAGCAGAAUCUGUGCACUAGAGCGCUGCUUGGACCAGAAGAUGUGAAUAAACCUAAGCUUAUUUAUUUAAAAUUCCAAAUGAGUUGCUCUCAGAUUCUAAAGAUUAAACUUGUGCAUUACAAAAGUUUCAGUAUUAGCGGACUUCAGUUACUACUUUUGUUGUUGCUUCUCUGCAUAUUUGAAGCUGCUUUUUUCUGGUCCCUUCUUUUCUUCAAGACUUAUGUUUGUCCAUGGAAAUCAUUUUACCAGUAGAUACUGGGGACCCAGUGUCUCUACUUCGAAGUUGUGCACAUUUAAAAAAAAAAUAAUAAUGUAGCAAGUUAAAAUGCUUUUGGAUAAAUAUAAGCCUGUUUUCUGACCUUUCUUGUUAAUGCAAACUCUUUGCCUUAAAUGAUAGAAGGUUUAGAAAUUUGCACAAAACAAUAUAAUAAAAGAGAGAGAAAGAAAGAAAACAUUGUUUUGGAGGGUUAAAGAGGCAUGUAUAUAUGAAAGCUAUAUACAGUCUGUCUUUAUCGACAACAGUAAUUUACCCCUGCAACUUAAACCCCCAUGCAAUGGUUGCCUUAAGGUGUUUGCUUGUGUUAUACUUACUGUAGUUAAAUUAUUAGCUACACUGCUUCCCAGUUUAUUAAAGCAACAGGGAAGCAUUCUGUGGCCUACCAGCGUCUGAAAGCGUAUGCUUGUGCUGUAUGUGUGCAAGAUUGUGUGGGUGUGAGCAUGCAUGAUGGGGGAAGAAAAAAAAGCUGCUACUCUACGUAGGCCAAACGCUCAGGUUAAAACAACUGACGAGUGUUGCUGUAGGUUUUUUUCCUAUAAAAUUGCUACUUCUCUUGUUGAAGACUAAAGCAUUUCCAUUUCAACAGUUUGUCAGCUUUAAUAAUGUUGGGGAAAAUUGAUACUUUACAAAAAUUAAACAGAUCUAUAGUUUUUGGGCAAAAUUAUAAAAUUAAACAUGUAGGUAACCUAUUUAUAUACUGCUAUAAAGUAUUUUUUUGAAGAGAGAUAUGCAAAGAAGUUACUGCCUACAUGAAAUAUAUAUUUAAAGAUUUUUCUCCUGGGUGCCAGGAAUAUAACAAACAGAGGUAUUUAACUAUAAAAUACUGUGAUCAUCAAACAGCACAAACUUUCAUUUCAUGCAGUUUAUUGGUUUAAUUUGAUUUAAACCAUCAUUUACUUUAUCAUGCGGGAACAUAAGUUAUUUGGUCAAAAGAAUAAGCAUUUUGAAUUAAUCUCUUUGUUUGUCUUACUGUAUUUGUCUUUUAAAGUGCUGCCAAUUGAAAAGGGAAGCAUUAUGUUUACAAAUCUGAUUUUGGAAUGUUUGCCAAAAUUUUGGUAGUAUCUUUAAUAAACUCUGUCUCCAGCAUCAAAAAAAUAAUUGUUGUGUGUCACUGUAAACCAGAAAAUGUUUUAUGUAAUUGUCAGAAUAUGUUCUAAAGUUCCUGGGAGUGGUGGAAUUUAGAUUUCAGUGUUUGUUUGACACAUUACUUUCAAUAGGAAAAUUGGGUCGCAUGUAAGACAAGUUGCUCUUAUUAUUACUUUAGAAUAGAGUUAGUCUCACUAACACAAUAAGUUGACACUUCAGGUGCUUCUUACUUUGAUCAUUGUAAUUAUUAAAGUCUGAUUUAAGCUUUGAUCUAUUUAUUUGAAAUGUAUAAAAAGAUGCAAAGGAAAUGUCAUGCCUCCCAUUGAAAUCACCGGGAGCUGCAUAUGUGACCAAAACUCAUUAUGAAAGUAAUGUACAAACUUCAGCACAGUGGUUUGUCACUGCACCAACUCUAGAUGGUUACAUACCAAGUUGAGGAGAUGAUAGGGAAAUAAUAAUGGCUGUUCAGUUUAAACAAUGAGUAUAUGAUGUCUAAAGUUGGGACCAUAUUAGGCAGCAGUGUUCUUGCCUCUGAAAUGUAUGACAUGCAAACCCACGCUCAUAACAUCACCUCAACAUUACUCUGCUGCAGUUCUCACUGCCUAGUCACUAUGUAUAAUACUGUCACUUUAUAACUGAGCCCUACUGCAGUUGAAGCAUUCACUUUUGUCCCUCUGUACAAAAGGAAUGGCUGGUGUUGGCACAUCUUCUGGAUUACAGAUUGUAUCUGCAGCAAGAGGUUAAUACUUCAGAGGUCCAGCAUUGAAUAUUAGACCCAACACACGACUGUAAAGCCUUAAUUUUAAAUGUCAUUUUUUGCAUUGAGCAUUUCUCAAGCCUUGCAAAACAUACCCAACAGCUUACAUAUUGCAAAACAGUCCUGUCAAUCAACAUAUCUGCUGUUUCCCUUGAGUCUGAAUUCCUGUUGAGCAAAUGUAACCGCCUAUUCAAGUAGGGCUUCCAACAAUAUUGCCCUUUCUGCAAAAUUUGCCAACUCAUUCAAAUGAGAAACAGAUGAAACUUUGCAAAUCCUGGCAGUUUGGCAAGUUACACUACUGUAAAGUUUGAAUCUCCUGUUUGUUUUAGAGAAAUGGUGAAGGGGUGACAGUGUGCAUGUCUGCUUUUAGGGAAACCUGUGUGUCUUUUCACUACAGCUUUAUCUUGAAACCUUUGAAACACUUGUGAUGGUCUAUUUAAAUAGUUUCUGUCAAAGGGAAAAAUAACUGUCCUAACUAGCAAAAAAGAACUCAUACACCAAGGGGAUUGUUUUUCAAUGUUGCUGGGUUUUUGGGAUGAGAGAAAUUGAGGAAGGAAGAGAAGGAUUAGCAAAUAUUUUAAUGUUAGUUGGUCACUCUUAACAGUUGAAAGAGCUUUGUUUGCUGGUUACUUUUAAAAAUUUGGUGUUAAAUAUUUCUAAGUCUCUGGUGGCUUUGCAAAUGUGAAAACUUUCUGUUCCACCUAAAAUUACAAGAUGUCGUGAAAGGACAGGCGGGUUUAUAAACUAUUGAAACAAGGUGCAAGCAAAAUUGAAGGAUUUAAGAAAUUCAAAUACUGUAACUUUGCUCAUUCAAUUAAUAUUACUUUUACUUUUCAUAGUGAUACCCCAGCCAGUCCUUCCUUCUCUGGCACCAUAAAUGUUGAUUCACGCAAAGACAAAUAAUACACCUAUGCCCAUCUCAUAGGCUCCUUACAGCUAAUUAUUUUCAUGCAUUCUGACAAACCAUUUCAUUAUGCAUAUGUGAUGGCAAGAUACGGCAAACAUUUCAGUAACCUUCAAUGUUUUGGGGAAGGAUAUUUAAACUGCCUAAAGGAAAACAAUAUUGGAGAACGAAUCUAAGAGUGUUUUAGUAAUGUGAAGGCUUAGAGGGCUGUAAUCCCCCUCUGCAGACUUUUUGAAGUAUUUUAAAACUUUUUAAAUUCUACAUGAACUGUAUUAAGAUUCCAUAGACUGAAACACCCUUGGGGCAUUUUGAACACUUGAGCCACUGUCGCCCCUCUGUUCUACAUCAAAUUCAAUAAAAUGUUAACUUUGCAA